UGCUAGGCAAGCGCUCUACCACUGAGCCACAACCCCAUCCCAGGAAGGAUGAUUUUGAUAUGGAGAGUGGUGAAUUCAUAUUUGGAUGUUCAGAAUUUGAGAAAAGGCAACAUCUUGAUGAGCAGUUUGCAGAUCAAGGAAGAGAAGGUCAAACCAGAUACCAAUGGUGUUAUCAAAACCAGUACCACUGCAGAGAAGACAGAUGAAGAAGAGAAAGAGGACAGAGCUGCCCAGUCUUUACUCAACAAGCUGAUCCGAAGCAACCUUGUGGAUAACACUAACCAAGUGGAAGUCCUACAGCGGGAUCCGAACUCCCCGCUCUACUCAGUGAAGUCUUUUGAAGAGCUUCGACUGAAGCCACAGCUUCUCCAGGGAGUCUAUGCCAUGGGUUUCAAUCGACCAUCCAAGAUACAAGAAAAUGCGUUACCCAUGAUGCUUGCUGAACCUCCACAGAACCUGAUUGCCCAGUCUCAGUCUGGCACUGGAAAAACAGCUGCCUUUGUCCUGGCCAUGCUUAGCAGAGUAGAACCAGCAGACAGAUACCCUCAGUGUCUGUGCCUCUCCCCUACAUAUGAAUUGGCACUUCAAACAGGAAAAGUGAUUGAGCAGAUGGGCAAAUUUCAUCCAGAACUAAAGCUUGCUUAUGCUGUUCGAGGCAAUAAAUUGGAAAGGGGUCAGAAGAUCAGUGAGCAGAUUGUCAUUGGUACCCCUGGGACUGUCCUGGACUGGUGCUCCAAGCUCAGGUUCAUUGACCCUAAGAGGAUCAAGGUAUUUGUUCUAGAUGAGGCCGACGUGAUGAUAGCCACUCAAGGCCACCAAGAUCAGAGCAUCCGCAUCCAGAGGAUGCUGCCCAGGAACUGCCAGAUGUUGCUUUUCUCUGCCACCUUUGAAGACUCUGUGUGGAAGUUUGCCCAGAAAGUGGUCCCAGACCCAAACAUUAUCAAACUAAAGCGUGAGGAGGAGACAUUGGACACCAUUAAGCAGUAUUAUGUCCUGUGCAAUAACAGAGACGAGAAGUUCCAGGCCUUGUGCAACCUGUAUGGGGCCAUCACCAUCGCACAAGCCAUGAUCUUCUGCCAUACUCGCAAAACAGCUAGUUGGUUGGCAGCAGAGCUCUCAAAAGAAGGCCACCAGGUGGCUCUGCUGAGUGGAGAAAUGAUGGUGGAGCAGAGGGCUGCUGUGAUUGAGCGCUUCCGAGAGGGCAAAGAGAAGGUUCUGGUGACCACCAAUGUGUGUGCUCGUGGCAUCGAUGUUGAACAAGUGUCUGUGGUCAUCAACUUUGAUCUUCCUGUGGACAAGGACGGGAACCCAGAUAACGAGACCUACCUGCACCGGAUUGGGCGCACUGGCCGCUUUGGCAAGAGAGGCCUGGCCGUGAACAUGGUUGACAGCAAGCACAGCAUGAACAUCCUGAACAGAAUCCAGGAACAUUUUAAUAAGAAGAUAGAAAGAUUGGACACAGAUGAUUUGGACGAGAUUGAGAAAAUAGCCAACUGAGAAGCUCUACCAGCCACUGGUGCCCGCCGUCGGGGCUGCCCCUGUCCAGGAGAUGAGUGCUUUCAUGGCACAGGCCUCAACUGUCACCACAAAGACAAAGGCAUGAGGAGAGAAGCUACCUACCUCAUUUUAAAUUAUGUUUGGACUUGACAAAAAUGUGUGCAAAUAAUGGGAGACAAUUGAAAUUUUGCAUUUUGGAAAUAGUCCUAAAUUCACCCCUUUUAAAAUAUGAUUUUCCCUAUCUUUAUAGUAAUCUGGUUGCUGAUGGUAAUCACUUAUCCAGGGCCUCCCUACCUACUGUCUUUGUGGCGGGGGGCUUGGGACCAGCCUACAGCCCUGAAGAAAUGACAGGUAGAUGUCCUCAGGAGAGGCAGGGCCAGACAUGAGUGUAGUCCCACACCAUGGGUAGAGUGAAGCCGGAGGCUUCUGCACUGCCCCUCUCCUGUGCUUGUUGUGAAUGUUUCUCCUACCCUCAAGUAUCAUCCUGCUGGUUGCUUUACCUUUGCUGUCUGUCUUCAUUGGAAGCUUCCCUCUUCCUCCCUGAUGAACACCAUGGCUCCUUUUAUGAACUUGAGAUUUGGGAAGAAGCAUGGAAGUCAGUGAGAGAGAUUGUUUUGGCACGAGUGGUCAAAUUCUUUGAGGAUAUCUGGGCCUGCUUUCCCCUUUCCAUUUCCAUUGGGUCCUGGUUGUGGCCACCAGGAGACUUGGCCCAGUUAGCCAGUUCUUAUCCAUGGGGUGUCAUGUGGUGCCUGGAGCUGAGCAGAGUUUGGAAAGGAAGUUGUGACCAAGUGAAACUCUAAUUAUGCCGUUAUCCAUAAUAGUGGACUUUUUUGGGUACUUAAUUCAUACAUUAUAUGUAUGAAUAAGGACAGAUAAAUUAUAUGCAUCAUUCAUUAUAAGAAAUUUUAAAGUAAUUAUGAGAAAGGCUUUACUAAUCAUGAUUUGUUAUUUGUAUUUUUCUGCUUAUUAGACUAAUAUAUGCUCAUUAAAAAUAUGUGCAUCUAUAUAUAAUGUGAAAGUGCUCCCUGCCCUUCAGUAGGGGGUCAUAUUGCUUUCUAUGCAAAAGCAACCGAACUUUCUUUUGCAGAAGUAUGAUUGUGCUCUUUGUGCAAUUAUGCAGUCUGCUUUUUUACUGGUCACCAUGUCUUAGACAUGUUGACCCAUCCAGCAUACAUCUACUUCACUCUGGAAAAUGGCAUCACUCCAGCGUGUAAGCAGUCUUGGCAUUUAUAUCCUGGUGGCUCCAAUGAUAGGCACUGGAAGUUUCCAGCGUGCAAGGUUACCCACAGUGCCACAGUGAAUACUUUGUCCUUGUCUUGAAGCACUGGUAAGAAUUGCUCUAGGAUAUAUUCCUGGAAGAAGAACUGCUGGGUCAAAGAAUGGAAAUAUUUAAAUUCCUAAUACAUUGCCAGUUAUUCCUGCCAAAAAGCUUUUUCCUAUUUGUUAUUAUAGUAAUACAAAAAUACUUAUUUACUCUUACCUGCUUGCCAACUUUAUUUUUAAAAUGCCAGUCUGAGUAGCAAAAUGUCAUUGCUAUUUUUUUUUUAAUUUACUGAGCCUUGGCAAAUUUAUAGUUUAUUGGAUAAUUUUAUUUUCUCUUUUUGUAAGCUGCCCAUUCUUGUUUUACUAUUGGGGUAUAAGUCCUUAGUGGGUUUUAGCUCCCUGUUCAUGCUGGGGAAAUUAGACUUUGUCUUAAGUGAUGGAUGUUUUCUUAGUGUUGUUUUGUUUAUGUGUUGCUGAGAAUCGAACCCAGUGCCUCACACAUGAUAAGCAAGUGCUCUACCACUGAGUUACAAUCCCAUCCCCUUCUUAGUGUUUCUUUACAAGUUCAUUUUUUUAAACAUGCCACACAAAAGUUUAUUUUUAAGUGGGUAGGGAUGGAACCCACUGUACAUGCUAGGCAAGUGCUCUACCACUGAGCUAUCCCCAGUCCAAAAGUAAAAUUUCAAUGUUAAGAUUCCAUUUUUUAAGAAAUUUGGAUUUUAUGUCAUGACUAGAAAAAUUUUCUUCAUACUAUAAAAAAUUUACUCAUAUUUCCUGUAGAGACAAUUGUUAAGCAAUACAUUUUUUUUAGUUCUUGUUGACCUUAAAAUGUCAUUAGCUGGACCAGGCACAGUGGCCACAAGCUUGUAAUCCCAGCUAUUCAGGAAGCUGAGGCAGGAGGAUUAUAAGUUAAGGCCAAGCUGCGCAAUUUAGCAAGACCCUGUCUCAAAAAAGUUUAAAAAGUAGCUUAGCGGUAGAGUGCUUGCUUAGCAUAUGCAAAGUCCACAGUUCCAUCCCCAGGAUGCAAAAAAUAAAUUUAGGCAGACUUGUGGUGUGAGUUGCAGUCCCAGCUAUUCUGAAGGCUAAGGCAGGAGGAUUGAUCCCCUUCCAGGGAUCAGCCUGAGCAACAUAGUGAGAACUCAUCUUAGAAACAAGUCAUUGUAGGACUGGGGAUGUGACUCAGUGCUCCUGUGCUCAAUCCCUGGUACCAAAAAAAAAGUCAUUGUUUUGUCCAC
Ictidomys tridecemlineatus (thirteen-lined ground squirrel) is the source of this 3995-nucleotide messenger RNA. Its product is annotated as ATP-dependent RNA helicase DDX19A. Gene Ontology annotation, molecular function: ATP binding; nucleic acid binding; RNA helicase activity. Lineage: Eukaryota; Metazoa; Chordata; Mammalia; Rodentia; Sciuridae. The record is from RefSeq and is a predicted model, not a curated record.